AUGGCUUUCGAACUGGCAAAAGACUUUGAGUCCUACCAUUUGAUACCCCAGUCCGUGGACGUGGCAUUGAACCCUCCCGAAUCAUACUUUUUCAUAACCGACUUCCUGAUAAUAUCCUGUGGCGUCCUCUACACAUUCUGUUACAUCUUCUACACCAUCCGCACAUACUCGGACCGCUACCUAGCCGGCACCGUGCAGUUUCUGUCUGCCACCAUGGCCUACGAAAUCUACUACGCCUACGUGUGCACUACCACGACCUUCCAACGAGCGUGCUUUUUCGUGUGGUUCCUUUUCGACAUUACUUUCGUAACGGUAGCACUAAAGUACGCGUAUGCGGAUGGAGAACGAAGAAAAACGGUCUGGAAGCUGUUGUGGCAGGUUCCGGCAUGGAUGGCGUUGCUGUGGUAUCUUGGGAGGUUGUGGCCGGAUGAGAGGGAGCAGAUGACGGCGUUUUGGACGGGGUUGUAUCUUGAGUUGCCGAUUGGGUGGGGCCAGGUUUUGUAUCUUGUUCGACGGCGGGAUACAAAGGGGCAGAGUCUUGAGAUAUGGAUUACGAGAUAUCUAGGCUGCAUUACUGCAUUCCUAGUGUUUAUAUGGCGGUACAUUAACGUCCCGGAGAACUGGGCGUACGUGGGGAGCUGGUGGAGUAUUGGAGGGAUGAUUGUUACGUUGUUGCCGGAGACGGUGUAUCCGUUCUUUUACAUUUGGGCACAUCGGAAGGAGAGGGAGAAGGCUAAAGUUGUGUGA
Cucurbitaria berberidis CBS 394.84 is the source of this 747-nucleotide messenger RNA. RefSeq lists its product as uncharacterized. The transcript has 2 exons. The coding region runs from base 1 to 747 and encodes 248 amino acids. The record is from RefSeq and is a predicted model, not a curated record. Lineage: Eukaryota; Fungi; Ascomycota; Dothideomycetes; Pleosporales; Cucurbitariaceae. Gene Ontology annotation, molecular function: lyase activity.